Molecule: messenger RNA, 1023 nt
Organism: Lutzomyia longipalpis
Lineage: Eukaryota; Metazoa; Arthropoda; Insecta; Diptera; Psychodidae
Product: F-box/LRR-repeat protein 15-like
Exons: 2
Coding region: 101-991 (296 amino acids)
Biological process (GO): SCF-dependent proteasomal ubiquitin-dependent protein catabolic process
Cellular component (GO): SCF ubiquitin ligase complex
Molecular function (GO): protein binding
Source: RefSeq, a predicted model, not a curated record
AAAAGUGAGGUUAGGAAAUUUUCUUGUUUAUAAAACGUACGUCAAAAAAAGUUUACAAACAAACAGAGGAAAAGCGAAGAAAAUCUCAGUUUUUCCCAUUAUGGAAGCAAAAGAGGCAAAAGAGUGUAAAUAUUUCAAUAUUACCCAACCGAGGAAUAUCUUUGAUCUGCCCGCUGAGGAUUUUUUCGUCAAUCACCUUGCAAAGUACCUCACGCUGCAAGAUUUAUUCAUCCUUCGAUGCUGCUCACGAAAAUGCAAGGAUUUGGUGGACAAGAUAAUGGCUGGGAGGAAGGUUGUCACUGUAUGCAGCUGGCAGAUUAGUAGGGAUAUUGACGAGGUCCUACCAGCGCUCCACGUACUGGCUGAAUCAUGCAAAAAUAUCCAGAAAAUUCACUUAAUAGACAUUUGGUGGAUGAAGGAUGAACUUCUGCAGAGGUUCCUGGCCAAUAAUACAAAUCUCGAGGUGAUUGAUCUCCUUGGAUGCGGUGACAUUACGGAAAAGGGUUUCCAGGCAAUAAGCAAAGAUUGCUCAAAACUUAAGAGUUUAAUGGUGGAAAAUACGCGUUUUUCCAAUGCUGGCCUGGAUGCCUUCAGAUUGCACAAUAAUAAUCUCAUUGAAGUGAAUUUCUCGCAAUGCAACUUCUCCACAACAUGCCUCAAUGCCUUCUUUGCGAGUCAACCACAUCUCAGGACAAUCCUCCUCUGUGGAAUGUCCCGAUAUAAUGAUAUUAAAUCAAUCCUCCGUACAAUUGCUACAAGUUGCAGAAACUUGGAAAACUUGGAUGUUAGGUGGAAUGAGAAAAUUGACGAUGAAGACGUUCUAAAUAUUGCGGAAAAAUGCUCUAAAAUUAAGUAUUUAUUCACAAGUAGGAAUAAUUUGAGCGAACACACCAUUCAGUAUCUCAGGGAUAGAAAGAUCGGCGUUAUAUUCACGGGAAAUUCUUACGAGAAACAUCCUUUCUAUUUGGCUGGUGUUUUAGAACAUUUUUAGGUAUAAUUAAAUCGAAAUAAACCGGAUUUAAA